UCUGCAGCACGUUCAUGCAGCAGCAGUGAUGGCAGACAUAACCUUGCCACUUCAAGAAUACUGUGCGUCUUUGGAUGAGAACUGUUUGCCUAGAGUACUACAGGUGUGCUCUGGGGUCUACUUCCAAGGUUCAGUAUAUGAAAUAUCUGGGAGCGAAGUGUGCUUUUCGACAGGGGAUCUCAUAAAGAUCAUUGCCAUAGAACUUCAGUCAGUUAGUUGUGAAUACGUAAGCAACAAUGACAAGUUUGAGCUACCAAUACACCACACAGGUUUAUUCAAGGUGAUCCCAGAGCCAAUGCCAUAUAACACAGUGGAUGAGAUGAUGAAGCUGAGGCCUAUAGGUUUGGAGUCCAGUCUUCCAUUCACCUUUACCAGCCGAACCAAGAUCAAAAUGGGUGACUUCACACUGAGUCCAGGGAAAGAAUUAACUGUACGGUGCUUUGAGAAAUUGGACGAUGGGAACAUGUGUGUCCGUUGCUUCAUUCGAGGACAACAGGAUGCGUCAGCGGAGGUCUGCAUCCCUCUCUCCACUAAAGGGGAGUUCUACGAGUGUGAGAGCGAUGAGUGCUUUUCUUUGAGUGAGAUCAUGACUUCUUCCAGUCUACGGAGCCGGAGGUUUCGCUUUGCCAACACAACUAAGCUCCAGCAGCCUCUUCUGUUUAGUCCGGUGUACCAGAUCCAUGCCAUCAUGACCUUAAGAAAAAAUGUACUGAAGUUUCCAUCAAGCUUAGAGGUUGAUGUCAUUGACGUCACAGAGAAUUGCAAAGCAGAUUUUGUUACCCCCCUGAGUCUGACAGAGAUCCUCUCCCAACCAGAUGAGAAGUUCCCCGCUGUGUUGGAAAUACUAGAAGGCCCUGGAUGUCGCGCCAUGUUCAAGUGCAACUGGUUAGCUGGACUUAAAACACAAAACAAAGUGAUUUUCCACAAAAAAGGUUCAGCUGCUUUGGUUCUAAUUUCCAACUUAAAGAGCCGGAAGACACAGCAGUACUUCUUAGUGUCACAACAUUACGGCGGUCGACUUAAAAGAAGACCGCGAGAAUUCAGCUCUGUCUAUGAGGUGUAUGCCGCGUCGGUAAAUGCGCCUGGGUUAAAGGUGAAUGUGACGAGGAACUGUGAGGAAAUUGAGGAAGAGGGUGUACCAGCUUUGAGUGUGGGUGAACAGCUUGAGAUUGUGCGCUGUGAAAGAAUGGAGCUCCCAAAUGCAAAGGAUACCAAAGAAAAGCAAACAGUUGAGGCACUUCUAUGCUAUCGAAAAGCUGAUGAAGAUGAUGAGGAAGAGGAAGAAGCUGACAGACUUGACAAGGAGGAGAUGUAUUUGCCAAUGUAUAUGCAGGGUCAUUUUGUGGAGGUGCUGGCUGAUAACAAAAAGUACAAAUUGAAAGACUUGGGGAAGGAAUUUAGCCUGCCACUGGAUGUUAAAGUGGUAACAAAAGAUCCUGAACUUGAAAGUGACCCACUAGCAGCAUCUAAUCUCAGAAUAGAGGCAGCCAUGGUAGAGCCCGUAAUCCAGGCAAGCUUUCUAAACUGCCCUGAUAAAUGUUUUGAUAUUCCAUCCAAAUGGCUUUCAAUGUCUGUAUAUUUUACCGACGAAUCUCUACCUUGGCCAAAAGAUCAACCUCCAAAAUGCCGUGUUGAAACUGUAACAGAAAUAACAGAUGACUUUCUUUAUGAGUUUCGAAAACAAGCCACAUCUGACGUAGCCCCGCCACCUCGGCCACCAAAAAGGGAUGUCUCUUCUUCAAAAUCCACCAAAAAGUCCAAGAAGAAAUCCAAAAGUAAAGCUGACACUGUCCCGUGUAAAGAGCUCACUGAUUUAACUGUAAAUUGGAAAAAGAGACCACCGGCCCCUCCUGUGCCGGAUGGUAUAGAAGAUGAGCAUCCCCCAACUGUUCCACCCAAAUCCCCUGCAACUGCAACAAUGAUGGGGAAAGCACAGCCAAACACCUAUGUAAAAAUGCAAGAUUCCAUUAAAAAAGUGCCAUUGAACAAUGAACCAGAUGUGGACAGUGACCAUGACUAUGAGACCGUGGAUGAAUUAGCCACAGUCAUAAAGAAAGCACAAGAAAAUGUUCAGUUCUUCAAGUAAUCAAAUGGACUCCAAAGAGAUGUUGUUCACACCAAUACCACCUGUUUGGGAGGAAAACAUCACAUCUUCAAGAACAAAAUCGCUGAAGUGUCAGCUGGGUCGGUAUAUAUAACAAAACCACUGAGACACAGGAAACCCCUGAAAACAUGUGGUUCCUGGCUAUUUACUGUGCUAAAAAAUGAAUGUGUGUUUGACAUUGCAGUUAUAGGUCUGCUUAUGCAAAAUGCGAUAAUUAUUGUAUUAAUAAAUGCUCUACAAAUGGAGAUAGUGACACCAUA
This is a messenger RNA of Boleophthalmus pectinirostris (great blue-spotted mudskipper), 2364 nucleotides long. It is a transcript of the gene themis2, whose product is annotated as thymocyte selection associated family member 2. Lineage: Eukaryota; Metazoa; Chordata; Actinopteri; Gobiiformes; Gobiidae. Bases 29 to 2086 code for a protein of 685 amino acids. The transcript has 6 exons. Gene Ontology annotation, biological process: T cell receptor signaling pathway. The record is from RefSeq and is a predicted model, not a curated record.